Molecule: messenger RNA, 4817 nt
Organism: Linum trigynum
Lineage: Eukaryota; Viridiplantae; Streptophyta; Magnoliopsida; Malpighiales; Linaceae
Source: the annotation of a GenBank genome assembly
AUGAAAUAAAAUUACUUUCACUUUUGGAUCAACAUUACAAUUAUUACUUUUCUAAAAUAUUUAUCUUUUGAUACGCGAAGCGAUAACGAGCUGUUGCUUUUACGAGUUUAAUAAACAUAGAUAGGGGUGGGAAUCCAGUUCCAAUUUUCCGGUCAAACCGGAAACCGGACAGUUAAAACCGGCCCGGUUGCAACCGGAAACCGGAUUACCAUCAACCCAAUCCAAUUUCCGGUUGUAGUGCACACCACCCCGGUCCAAUCCGGUUAAAACCGGAAAAACCGGAUAGCCCAAACCAAACCACACCAGCCCCAAACCAAGCCCACACCAGCCCAAAAUUAAGCCCAAAAUUAAGCCCAGCCAACCCCAAGGCCAGGCCAGGCCCACCAAGCCCAACCCUAAUUCUAUCCCCUCCCAUUCUCCGCAAAUCAACCCCAGUCCCCAGCCGCCUCAAAUCAACGCCGCCUCUCCUCAUUCUCUCCCCUCUCCCAUUCUCCUCUGCAACACAAACACGAAAUAGAAAAAGAAGAAGAAGAAACUCCAUCCCAUCGCAAUCGCCUCUCUACAUCCCAGUUAGGUGACUCCCGUUUGCCGGCAGUGAACCGCGCCACUCGUAAGAGGCAUGCAGAGGUCUCUCAGCCUCCACCUCCGUACCGCCGCCCGUUCAGAUCUCCCACGUCGUUCGUUGCCCACCAGCCAUCAAGAAUUGUUCAUCAAUAGCUGUCGUCGUGAAGAAGUGAGAGGAGGAAAAGGAGAUAUGAGAUUGAGAAGGAAUCGAGAUUGGGUAAAGAGAUAGAUAGGGAUUGGGAUUUGGGAAAGCGAUAGAUAGGAAUUGGGUUUUGGGAGCGAGUUGUGAGGUUGAUUUUUUUUUCUCAGGUCAGUUUAAACGUUGUUUUCUUUAGUUUAUUUGAGUGUUCCGGUUUUUCCGGUUAAAACCGUAUUGCAUACAAUCCGGUUUGGUUAAAACCGUGCACCAAUCCAAUCCCGUCUCCGGUCGUGUAUAUGUCCAAUCCGGUUUCAAAAAACCGGGUCAAUCCGGUCCGGUUUUAACCAAACCGGACCGUUUCCCACCCCUAAACAUAGAUGAUGGCAAAACUCAGCUAAACACGUUUAUGUAGUAUUCAGAGAAUUAGUAUACUCUCUCCUUCUACUUCUAGACUCUAGUUCUUGGCCGGUCCGCUUCCGGCGCCAACUCGGGGAAGCAACUGGAGAGUAGAGUAGACAGUUCUACUCUCUCUUUCGUCACGUUCGAUCACGCCACCAUCAUUGCGGGCAAAUUCAGCACGUUGAUGAUGCAUAUAUAUGCAGUGUGAGCCCCUCCCUAGCUUCUUCCGUAUGAUUGUCGGCCUCUCGUCGCGUUUGUGGUGGCCGUAUGGAGGCAGACCAUUAAUUAGAACUAUUACAAUUCAAUUACUUUCUUCCUCUAUUUAUAUAUUCUCAGCUAGCUGUUAAGGACUCAAACGUAGUAGAUAUUGUUCUGCUUCUUCAGUUAGCGAGCAGAGAGCAGCAGCCAUGGAUGAAAUCAGGUGGAUCAUCGUCGCAUCCGUCAUCACCUCUCUGGCUCUCCUAGUCUGUAAAAACCACAUCUUUCCCUCACACAACAAGCUCCCACCAGGACCUUUCUCCAUCCCAAUCAUCGGCACCUUCCUCUGGGUGCUGAGAAGCAAAGGAUUCUCCGACCUCGAACCUCCUCUCCGCAAGCUCCGCUCCAAGUACGGCUCCAUCGUCAAAAUCCGCAUCUUCUCCCGCCCAGCCAUCUUCAUCUCCUCCCACUCCCUAGCCCACCAAGCCCUCGUCCAAGACGGCGCCGUUUUCGCCGACCGGCCACCCGCUCCCCCUGUCACCAAAAUCGUCUCCACCAACCAGCACAACAUCAGCUCUGCCUCCUACGGCCUCACCUGGCGUCUCCUCCGCCGCAACCUCACUUCCCAAAUCCUGCACCCUUCCCGCGUCAGGUACUUCUCCCGCGCUCGUUCAUGGGUCCUCCACAUCCUCCUCUGCCGCCUCCGCCAAGAACAGAGCCGCCAGACCCUCAGGCUGAAGGAUCACAUCCACCACGCCAUGUUCGCCCUGCUGGUGCUCAUGUGCUUCGGCGACAGGCUGGAGGAGGAUCAAAUCCACGAGGUGGGGCGCGUUCAGAGGAGGAUGCUGCUAGGGUUCCAGCGAUUUCAGAUACUCAAUCUCUGGCCAAGUAUCACCAAAUUCCUCCUCCGCCGCCAAUGGAAGGAAUUUCAUCAGCUUCGUCAUGAGCAGCAUCAGGUUCUUCUCCCUCUCAUCAUAGCUAGGAAGGAAAAAUUUGGAAAACAGGGGGGAGAAGAACAAGCACGGAAUUCCUGCUACGUGGAUUCGUUGCUUGAAGUGGAGCUACCAGAUGCGGAAGACAAUGGUAACAAGAGAAAGCUCAACGAGGAAGAGAUUCUGGGGCUGUGCUCCGAGUUACUCGACGGAGGGACUGACACGACUACUACAGCAUUGGAGUGGAUCAUGGCGAGCUUGGUGAAGUACCCUGAUGUUCAGGAGAAGCUGUUUUGCGAGAUCGAAAGCGUGGCGGUGGAGGUGGAAGGAAGUGAGGAGGUUUUAGAGGAGGAUCUGGGGAAGAUGCGGUACCUAAGGGCGGUGUGCUUGGAAGGAUUGAGGAGACACCCGCCGGGCCAUUUCGUGCUGCCGCAUUCGGUGACGGAGGAUACGGUGCUGGAUGGCAAGUUUACGAUCCCCAAGAAUGCUGCUGUUAACUUCAUGGUGGCGGAGAUGGGGUGGGAUCCUAAGGUCUGGGAGGAUCCCAUGGCGUUCAAGCCGGAGAGGUUCCUCGAAGGUGGUGGUGAGUUUGAUUUGACCGGAAGCAAGGAGAUCAAGAUGAUGCCGUUCGGUGCUGGGAGGAGGAUGUGUCCUGGGUAUACUCUGGCGAUGCUGCAUCUCGAGUACUUUGUGGCCAAUCUUGUGAAGAACUUCAAGUGGGAGGCUGCAGGAGAGGUUGAUCUGGCGGAGAAGCCCGAGUUUACUGUUGUUAUGAAGCACCCACUCGAGGUCAAGUUGUCCCCUAGGGUUCGACCCUCGUCGUCGUAAGGCUAUACUUUGCAUACCGCACAAUUCAGGAGUACUAUACUGGAUUCUUGCACGAAUUUAUAGAAUGAAUUUGGGUGUGUAGCUCAAUCCACAGUACGUGAUAUGGAUCAAUAGUUUUAAAUGUGUCGAUGAGUUUACAGUUGAUUGAUCAAUAAAUCAAAGAUUUGGAAUCCAUCACGUAAUUCACUUGCCACGAUCCAUCACAAAAAUUCAACAACCAAUGAAGGAUAGAUUUCAAAAUCCUAGGAACCCUAAUAACUCAAAAUCGAUCUACUAGACUACUACCCAAAAUCCAUUCAUUCCAUCUUGAAAGUAAACAAUACCUGCAUAAUCAUGAAUAACAACAUGAUGAUUCUAAUCAACUGAUACAUCGACCAUCUCUUUCCAGUCUCGUGCAUGUGGGAUAGUAAUGAAUCCAAGUUAACUCUUUAAAAUAACAAGUAACAAAAUCACUAUUUCAUAGAGCCACAUCAUAAGUGGUGUUCUAUUUUGUAAUUAACAAAAUCUUAGAGGAGCUUUUGUAUCAUACAGGUUCUAAUUAAUUAAUUUAUGACAAUUGAGCUCAAAUUGGACCAAAAUUAAUGGGUAUUCGACCUGGUUAAAGGGAGAUGAACCCAAUAUUGACGAAUUUUUGUUUGACGGUGAAUUUUUGGGUAUUCGACUCGGUUAGAACGAGUUGAACUCGGUGUUAACGAAUUUUGGGUCGAGUAUAAGUUUUACAUGUGUCGCGUUGCCCCUGGACCCCACUCGCUGACCGGGUAGCGAGACUCUCGUGACUUCCAGUCGUAGCGGCUGAUAGUCCGAUUCAAGUCACAUCAACAAAUCUUCACCUUUACUUGAAUCCUCUUCCUCUGAAAUCUCGGAUGUACGCUGCCCCUCUCUCUCUCCUGCCGUCAAUGCCCUGUAGGGCAGAGUCACCCACUCAAGAGAUUCAGCAAGUUCAAGCAGUGUUGGAACUUGUCAUGUGGAACCGGCUUCGUGAACAUGUCAGCAGGAUUUCCGUUGUGCCAACCUUAUUCACCUUAAUCUUCUUCUCUGUCUUCAAGAAAUGAUAUCUCACGUCGAUAUUCUUAGUCCUCUCAUGGUGGACUUGAUCCUUCGCCAAGCUUAUUGCACUCAAACUGUCGCAAUACACCCCUGCCUGAACAUGAUGUAGACCCAGAUUACCAACGAGUCCCAUCAAUCAUAUUCCCUCCUUAGCAACUUCUGUCAACGCCAUAUACUCUGCCCCGGUAGUAGACAAUGUCACCAGCGACUGUAGAGUUGCCUUCCAGCUCACUACAGAACUCCCAAGAGUGAAUACAUAACCAGGCAUCCAUCUCCUCGUGUCAACAUCUCCAGCAUAGUCCAAGUCUGAAUACCCAGACACCAAGCACUUUGUAUAACUUCAAAAACUAAUCCCCACAUAAGGUGUACCCUUAUUCACCUUAAUCCUCUUCACAACCUGUCAAUUGACACGCUAUGACACAACACAAAAAUACGACCAAGUAUAAUCGCAUUCCGGAAAUGCAGAAUAGUGGCAAGUUUAAUUUAUCAACCCGAGGUCUAGAUCUACUGCCUACUCCGUGAUUAUCUAUUAUCUAGCGGGAAUAAGUUUAGUGAGAGUGAUUGUAAGCAAAGGAAACUAGGAAACAAGUAAUAGUCUGGUUCUUCCAAGUUCAAAAGGUCAUCCGGAUAUGGAUCCCCCUAGUGUGCAGUUAGUUCAGGUAAUACGGUCCCAAAUUACUUAGAUUGAUAGAUAAAUAGCGGAAAGUUCU